Molecule: messenger RNA, 2141 nt
Organism: Phodopus roborovskii (desert hamster)
Lineage: Eukaryota; Metazoa; Chordata; Mammalia; Rodentia; Cricetidae
Gene: Slc2a8
Product: solute carrier family 2 member 8
Exons: 10
Coding region: 113-1549 (478 amino acids)
Biological process (GO): transmembrane transport
Cellular component (GO): membrane
Molecular function (GO): transmembrane transporter activity
Source: RefSeq, a predicted model, not a curated record
UGGUCAGCUCUGAUUGGGGGUGGGCUCUAGCGUCCCAUUGGCCACGCCUGCCGCCGAGGCCGCGCUCGCCCGGGCUGCGACAGUUCGCGGGUGGCACUCUGCUGCUGCCAGCAUGUCGCCCGAGGACUCCGAGGAGACGCUGCCGCUAUUGCGGCCGCCGGACGCCAGUGUUCCCCGCGGCCGCCGAGUCUUCCUCGCCGCCUUCGCCGCCGCCCUGGGCCCGCUCAGCUUCGGCUUCGCGCUCGGCUACAGCUCCCCCGCCAUCCCCAGCCUGCGACGCACUGCGACCCCCGCCCUGCGCCUCGGAGACAGUGCGGCCUCCUGGUUUGGGGCCAUCGUGACCCUGGGCGCUGCGGCAGGGGGCGUACUGGGCGGCUGGCUCGUGGACCGUGCGGGGCGCAAGCUGAGUCUCUUGCUGUGCACCGUGCCCUUCGUGACCGGCUUUGCCGUCAUCACUGCGGCCCGGGACGUGGCGAUGCUGCUCGGAGGCCGCCUCCUCACUGGCCUAGCUUGCGGAGUCGCCUCACUAGUGGCACCGGUCUAUAUCUCGGAAAUUGCCUACCCAGCCAUCCGGGGACUGCUCGGCUCCUGUGUGCAGUUGAUGGUUGUCACCGGCAUCCUUUUGGCCUAUGUGGCAGGCUGGGUCCUAGAGUGGCGCUGGCUGGCCGUGCUGGGCUGUGUGCCCCCCACCCUCAUGCUGUUGCUCAUGUGCUGUAUGCCUGAGACCCCACGAUUCCUCCUGACUCAACAUCAGCACCAGGAGGCCAUGGAUGCCCUUCGGUUCCUGUGGGGCUCUGAGGAGGGCUGGGAAGAGCCCCCCAUUGGGAUUGAGCACCAGGGCUUCCAGCUGGCUAUGCUGAGGCGCCCUGGUGUGUACAAGCCCCUCAUCAUUGGCAUUUCACUCAUGGCCUUCCAGCAGCUGUCAGGGGUCAAUGCUAUCAUGUUCUAUGCCGAGACCAUCUUUGAGGAGGCCAAGUUCAAGGACAGCAGCCUGGCCUCCGUCACCGUGGGCAUCAUCCAGGUCCUGUUCACUGCUGUGGCGGCCCUCAUAAUGGACAGAGCAGGACGGAGGCUGCUUCUGGCCUUGUCAGGUGUCAUCAUGGUAUUCAGCAUGAGUGCCUUUGGUACCUACUUCAAGUUGACCCAGAGUGGCCCCAGCAACUCCUCCCAUGUAGGCCUCCAGGUGCCCAUGUCUGCAGAGCCUGUUGAUGUCCAUGUGGGGCUGGCCUGGCUGGCUGUAGGCAGCAUGUGCCUCUUCAUUGCUGGCUUUGCAGUGGGCUGGGGACCCAUUCCCUGGCUCCUCAUGUCCGAGAUCUUCCCUCUACAUGUCAAGGGUGUGGCUACCGGUGUCUGUGUCCUCACCAACUGGUUCAUGGCGUUUCUGGUGACAAAAGAGUUCAGUAGCAUCAUGGAGGUCCUCAGGCCCUACGGUGCCUUCUGGCUCUCUGCUGCCUUCUGUAUCCUCAGUGUCCUUUUCACAUUGACCUUUGUCCCUGAGACUAAAGGCAGGACUCUAGAACAAAUCACGGCCCAUUUUGAGGGACGAUGACAGUCCCUUUCUGUGACUGGCAAUCCUGAGCUGGGCUAGCUUUGGGUUUCAGGAGUGGAGUAGCCUGUAGCUAAGCCAGGCCUCAGGUUGAGACCCAGACUUAUGCUACGAGGUUCACCAGAUUCUGGAUCUAGUGUCUGCAGCCUGCAGCACAUACAGGACAUCUGAGGAGCUGUGCAGUUGCACCUGACAUGCGGCUCCCUCCUCAGACUAAAGCAUCUGAAGUGACAUGAUGGGUAUCCUGUUUUCUGGCUGGGGCUCUUUUGACUUCUGGGUCCUAAGCACCCACCUGUGCCUCCCUCUUGACUGUGGGAUCUGAAAGGAAUUUGGCCACAUAAAAGUUGGGCUGAGAAACAAGGGUAACCUCUUUGAGUGAGCCCAGGUGGAGAAGAGAAUGUUCUAGUCAGUCCAACCAAGCCACCCUCCUCAGCCCUGCCCAGAGGUCCUGUGGAUCCACUGUGAGGUCUGCCAGCUUACCCAUCAUUUGCAGGUUCUUUCCAGCUCUUCCUUCCCUGGGCUCAAGUGUCCUGAGUCAUUAAUCACCAAGUCUUGUUGAGUUUCAGAAAAUAAACCUCUUUCUGUUGGACUUUAA